AUGUCAGACGAGCUCCUGGACGAAGUAGAAGCAAUAAAUUCUAUUUACGGAGACGGGUCACUCGUACAAACGGAAGAUGAGUCCUCGUCAACAUAUAUCCUCAAGCUACCCGGCGACGCAUCAUGGCUCAGGAUCCGGUUCCCGGAGGCGUAUCCCGCACAACCACCGCUAAUCUUGGGCACGCACCACUCCUCGGGCGGCGUUAGAGGCGCCGGGGCGAGGGACCUACGCCUAUUCAAGGACGCCGUGCACAGUGUCUUCCAGGAGGGCAGCGUGUGCCUGUUUGACGCGGUGGAAGAGUUUGGCAGACGGGUCGAGGAGCGGCCCCCCGAGGAGCCUCGGGACGGGCCGGAGCACGAGGAGGCAGCGGCGGGGGAGGAGGAAGAGCAAGAGGACCCCUUCCCGGCCCCGGACUGGACACUGUCCGAGGUCGUCGUGGAGAACAAGUCGACGUUUGUGGCGAGGGUGGCGAGGGCGUCGUCGCCCGGGGAGGCGAGGAGCCACGUCGCGAGUCUGCUGGCGUCGGACAAGAAGGUGCGGCUGGCGACGCACAAUAUCACGGCGUGGAGGAUACGCGGCCAACGGGGCACGCAGUUCCAGGACUGCGAUGACGACGGGGAGACGGCGGCGGGCGGUAGGCUGCUGCACCUGAUGCAGGUCAUGGACGUGUGGGGGGUGGUGGUGGUUGUGAGCCGGUGGUACGGCGGCGUGAAGCUGGGCCCGCGGCGGUUUGCGGUCAUCAAUGGCGUUGCGAGGGAUGCCAUGGUCCGCGCGGGCGUCGCUGGGAAGUGA
Molecule: messenger RNA, 792 nt
Organism: Metarhizium acridum CQMa 102
Lineage: Eukaryota; Fungi; Ascomycota; Sordariomycetes; Hypocreales; Clavicipitaceae
Biological process (GO): GCN2-mediated signaling; regulation of translational initiation
Cellular component (GO): cytoplasm
Molecular function (GO): protein binding
Source: RefSeq, a predicted model, not a curated record